CUCUUAUCCUCCUCCUGAUGAAGAGAAUGGCGGUUCUUGGGGAAUACCAAUGCAUCAAGUCCCAGGUGGACGUAUAGGGCCGCGUUCUCAUCUUAACUCGAAUGCUUCUUAUGAUAGCCUACCCGCUCGUCCUCCUUAUCCUCCUACACAUUCCAGUACUCGGACUCAUGAUUACGGUCAACAAGCGGUCUAUGGUGGUAGUGGCUUACAUGAGGAAGAAUUUGAUUCAUCACAAUGGGUACCUGCCUCACAGCACCCAGCUAGUCAUUAUGCUCCUUCGGCCCACGGUACCGAUCCAUUUCAAGAACACCAUCUAUCAUUUCCUACCGCACGUCACUCAGAACCAUCACACGAAUCUUCUCAUGAAGAUAUUCCUCUGAUGACAGGAGACGAAUAUCCUGAUCCAUAUAACGCAGGUGGAUUCGUACCUGCCCCUGAACCAGAUGACAGUUAUGUUAGAUACGGUCGAAUCCCACAACGUCAACCUCGUCGUUAUAAGACAGUAAAGAGAGUAGAACUUUAUCACGGAAACCUGGUACUUGAUUGUAAAGUACCAAGCAAGUUAUUGGCAAUGUGUCCAAAGAAAGACGAUCGAGAAUUCACUCAUAUGAGGUAUACCGCUGCAACUUGUGAUCCAAAUGAUUUCAAGGAUGAACGGUAUACAUUGCGACAAGUGUUGUACGAACCUGCUAGAAGGACUGAGUUAUUCAUCGUAAUGACAAUGUACAAUGAAGAUGAUCAACUAUUCACGCGUACAAUGCAUGGUGUCAUGAAAAAUGUGCAGCACCUUUGUUCAAGAGAUCGAUCAAAAACAUGGGGAAAAGAUGGAUGGAAGAAAGUAGUAGUCUGUAUUGUUUCUGAUGGUCGAUCAAAAAUCAAUUCUCGUACACUCUCUGUCCUUGCAGCAAUGGGUGUUUAUCAAGAUGGAGUGGCAAAGAACGUUGUCAAUGACAAGCCAGUCACAGCACAUAUAUACGAAUAUACCACUCAAAUCUCAAUUGACCCUGAAAUGAAAUUCAAAGGAGCCGAAAAAGGUCUCGUACCAGUCCAAAUCCUAUUUUGUCUCAAAGAGAAAAAUCAAAAGAAGAUCAACUCUCACCGAUGGUUUUUCAAUGCCUUUGGACCGGUACUUCAACCUAAUGUUUGUGUCCUAUUGGAUGUGGGCACUCAACCUGGUGUUAGCUCAAUAUAUAGACUAUGGAAGUCAUUUGAUGUCAACUCAAAUGUGGGAGGAGCUUGUGGUGAGAUUGUAGCUCUGAAGGGAAAGCUGUUGAGGAACCUUUUGAAUCCUUUAGUCGCCGCCCAGAACUUUGAGUAUAAGAUGUCAAAUAUCCUAGACAAACCAUUAGAGUCAGUCUUUGGUUAUAUCACCGUCUUACCUGGAGCUUUCUCAGCCUAUCGAUAUAUCGCACUUCAAAAUGAUGCAAGAGGAGAAGGACCUUUAACUCAAUAUUUCAAAGGAGAAACAUUAGGACAUUCAGCUGAUGCAGAUCUUUGGACAAAGAAUAUGUAUUUAGCAGAAGAUCGAAUCUUAUGUUGGGAAUUGGUUUCUAAGCGAAAUUCUUCAUGGAUUUUACAUUAUGUUAAGAAUUCGUAUGCUGUUACAGAUGUACCUGAUCAGGUACCGGAAUUGAUUUCUCAACGAAGAAGAUGGUUGAAUGGAUCAUUCUUUGCGGCUAUUCAUUCGACUGUUCAUUUCGGUUACCUGUAUCGGUCAAGUCACUCAUUCUUUAGAAAAGCCAUCUUACACUUCGAGAUGGUCUAUCAAACUUUUAGUAUGUUGUUUGCGUGGUUUGGUCUAGCCAAUUAUUACAUUGCUUUCGUGAUCUUGACUCAGUCAAUGGAAGACCCUUCAUUCGGCUUGAAUGGAAUCAAGUACUUCAAUGAUGUCUUGAGGUACAUAUACCUUGGAAUCCUUAUCAUGUGCUUUUUGUUAGCUAUGGGAAAUCGACCGCAAGGGUCGAAUAUUAUGUUCACCACCGCGCUACUGGUCUUCGCCUUUAUCACGGUUUACAUGACUUUUGCCGGGAUCUUUAUUUCAGUCAAGGGACUCAUGAACGCAGAAGCAGCGAUUUCAGCAGGUGGUCAGAAAUUCGAUGUGGGACAGCUCUUUGCGAACUCAAUCUUUCGAAAUAUUGUCAUGUCACUUGUGGCUACCUAUGGACUUUGGCUUGUGGCUUCGUUUAUGUUCUUUGAACCUUGGCAUAUGUUUACGUCUUUUCUUCAGUAUAUUCUUAUGUCGCCUUCUUAUAUCAACGUCAUCAACGUCUAUGCAUUCUGUAAUGUACAUGAUGUAAGUUGGGGAACAAAAGGAGAUAACAAAGUAGAAACCGAUUUAGGAGUAGUAAAACCAGCAGAAGAUGGAAAAACAAAUAAAGUGGAAAUCAGUGUACCAACCGAUGAAAAAGAUAUCAAUGCAGCUUAUGAUGAUGCUUGUCAUGUUUUAUCAGUCAAACCUCCAGUUGAAGAAGAACAUAUUGAUGCGGAAACUAAAAUGACAGAUUCGUAUCGAAACAUUCGUACUAAUGUCGUUUUGGCUUGGGCUAUAAUGAAUGGAGCAUUGGUAGCUGUGAUUUUAUCUACUGGUGCUAGUUCGAAUAUCGCAGCUGAUGGAAAUAAUGCAAAAGUUAAUGCGUAUAUGACAUUCUUGUUGUAUAGUGUUUUUGGUUUAUCGUUUGUUAAGUUUUGUGGUGCUACUAUGUACUUGGUACAAUUUAUUUUUACUGGAUGAAGUUAAAAAUGUAUCAUUAUUGAUUUUGAUAUUGAAUGUUUGUUUGUUUGAUAUUUGUGAAGGUUUGUGAUAUGUGAUGUAACUUCAUUAGUAUAGUAAAUGAUUUAAAAACAUUUUGAAAACAAUUCAACAAGACAGAAAUGGAGUAGGUAUUUUGUAUGAAACAGAAUAGAGAUUUUUUUAUUGGAUUAUGAAUUUGAUGAACGUUUUCAAAAGUUUUUUUUCCUUGGUUUUUAUGGUUUUGUGAAUUUGUUAUGGGUUUGAUAAUCAUUAUUGUGUUAGAAGAGUAUGUGAUAGUAAAUAAUUUGGAUUGAACUAUAAGGUGUUUUUGUUGAAGGUUUGAUGUAUAUACUUAGGUCUUUGAAGUAGGAUUUUUCGCGAUUGAUGGACCUUUAAGAUAUGAUUUCUUGUUGAACGAAUUGAUAUUUAUUGAUCAAUGAACAGAAAUGGAUCGCAUAACAUCAU
Melampsora larici-populina 98AG31 is the source of this 3196-nucleotide messenger RNA. Its product is annotated as family 2 glycosyltransferase. The coding region runs from base 50 to 2731 and encodes 893 amino acids. NCBI's taxonomy places the organism in Eukaryota, Fungi, Basidiomycota, Pucciniomycetes, Pucciniales, Melampsoraceae. Gene Ontology annotation, cellular component: cell periphery; cell septum. The record is from RefSeq and is a predicted model, not a curated record. Gene Ontology annotation, molecular function: chitin synthase activity. The transcript has 17 exons.